Messenger RNA from Lathyrus sativus (Indian pea), 1530 nucleotides. NCBI's taxonomy places the organism in Eukaryota, Viridiplantae, Streptophyta, Magnoliopsida, Fabales, Fabaceae. The record is from the annotation of a GenBank genome assembly.
AUGAUGAACCAGGAUCACAUUCUUCGCGCUUCCCAAGACGACGACAUGGAAUCGUUGGUACUCCACGACGACGGCGACCAUGACUCCUCCGGCAACCUUCAACAACAGCCGAAGAGUACUGAAUCGCCUUUCAAUUCGUUUCUUGACCCUCCGUCUUACGCCGAAGCGAUAUUCACUUCGUUUGAUUCCAACGGUCAUGAUCAAACCCUAGAACAGUCGACACGAUCCGGAUCCGAAUCUGAAUGCAUGCAAAUCUCGGUUUCCGAUCCGCAGGAGGAGCAAGAACUCACGAACUCACUUGUUCCCGGUGGAAGCACGUAUCAUACUUAUCUCAUCACGACGAGGACAGACAAAUCGGAAUUCGGUGUGAGGAGAAGGUUCCGGGAGGUGGUUACACUGUCGGAGCGAUUAUCGGAGGCGUAUCGUGGUUAUGUGAUUCCGGUGCGACCGGAGAAGAGUUCAGUGGAGAGGAAGGUGAUGCAGAAAGAGGAGUUUGUUGAGCAGCGGAGGGUUGCUUUGGAGAAGUAUCUGAGGAAGUUAGGGUCACACCCUGUGAUUGGGAAGAGUGAAGAGUUGAGAUUGUUUUUGGAAGCUCAGGGGAAGUUGCAGUUGGUGAGGAGCACUGACGUUGCGUCGAGGAUGCUCGAUGGAGCGGUGAGGCUUCCCCGGCAGCUGUUUGGUUCGGAGAGUGUGGCGGUUGACUUGAAUGAUGUGGCUCAACCUGCUAAAAGUGGGAGAGACUUGCUUAGGAUUUUCAAAGAGUUGAAACAAUCUGUUACCAAUGAUUGGAGUGCUGCCAAGCCAUUGGUUGUGGAAGAAGAUAAGGAGUUUAUGGAGAAGAAGGAUAAGUUGAUGGAGUUUGAACAACAACUUAGCAAUGUUUCUCAGCAGGCUGAAUCCCUUGUCAAGUAUCAGCAAGACAUGGGUGAAACAAUGGGUGAGCUAGGGUUGGCUUUUGUCAAACUUACUAAAUUUGAGACAGAAGAAGCCGAAUUCGAAUCUCAGAGAGUACGAGCUGCUGACAUGAAAAAUGUGGCAACCGCAGCUGUCAAAGCAAGCAGGUUAUAUAGAGAGCUGAAUACACAAACAAUCAAACAUCUGGAUAAACUACAUGAAUACCUUGGGACAAUGCUAGCCAUCAACAAUGCAUUUUCCGACCGAUCAAGUGCUUUGUUGACGGUUCAAACGCUCUCAUCAGAACUAGCUUCUUUACAUUCACGAAUUGAGAAGCUCGAAGUUGCUUCAUCUAGAAUAUUUGGCGGAGACAAGUCUAGGAUGCGGAAAAUUGAAGAGUUAAAAGAAGCCGUGAAAGUAACUGAAAACGCUAAAAUUUGCGCAGAUAGAGAGUAUGAACGAAUCAAGGAAAAUAAUAGGAGUGAGCUUGAAAGAAUUGACCAGGAAAGGCAAAGUGACUUUCAAAGCAUGCUGCGAGGGUUUGUUGUCAAUCAGGCAGGCUAUGCUGAGAAGAUGGCUGCUGUGUGGGAGAAGCUUGCGGAAGAAACGGCUAUGUACUCGAGAGACAACAGUUAA